AACUGACCAAUCAGGUACUGUGCCCGGGUUCGCCUUGUGGCUCCCAGUGAAUUCACAGCGUGGGAUAGUACGACAAUAGAAAGUGUCUAAUUACAGUAUGGAAUGAGGAUGGAUACCUGAACUGACUGAAUCAGCUGGUGCUCAGUUCUGCAGUAGAAAUGGCAAGAAAAUAGGAGGAAUCGAAAAAACAUUUAAGGUGUGCUCGCGGUAGCGCUAUCCUAGCAUGCCGUUGGUGAAGAGGAGCAUCGAGCCCAGGCACCUGUGUCACACGGUGUUGCCGCGGGCGAUUAAAAACGAGCUGGAAUGUGUGACCAACGUGUCCCUCGCCAACGUAAUCCGCCAGCUCAGUAGUCUGAGUAAGUAUGCAGAGGACCUGUUUGGGGAGCUGUUUAACGAGGCCCACUCGUUCUCCUUCCGGGUCAACUCUCUCCAGGAGCGUGUGGACCGCCUCUCCAUCAGUGUCACCCAGCUGGACCCCAAAGAGGAGGAAUUGUCUCUGCAGGGCAUCACCAUGAGGAAAGCCUUCCGCAGCUCCACCACCCAGGACCAGCAGCUGUUUGACCGCCAGACGCUGCCCAUCCCCCUGCAGGAGACCUUCCACAUCUGCGAGCAGCCGCCGCCCCUCAACAUCCUGACGCCCUACAGAGAUGACGGGAAGGAGGGUCUGAAGUUCUACACCAACCCCUCCUACUUCUUCGACCUGUGGAGGGAGAAGAUGCUGCAGGACACGGAGGACAAGAGGAAAGAGAGGAGGAAACAGAAGUUGAAGGCUGUUGACCGUGUUCACGAGCCAGAGAAGAUUCCCCGGGCACCACAUGACCGUAAGAAGGAGUGGCAGAAGCUGGCUCUGGGGGCGGAGCUAGCGGAGGAUGAAUCAGAGGAGGCCCUGAAGCAGAGGGAGGCCAACGGCUCCACCGCCUUCCACGACAACAGGACUCCCAUGUACAUGGACCAGAUGGACGGGCCCUUCUCGCUGGCCGCGCUUCCCUACACACAGAUGAACGAACUGCUCAAUCGCACCGGGGACAGAAUGUACUCCCGCCCCCACGACCCUCCACCCCCACCCCCUAUGCACGGCCUGGGGGACAUCAAGCCACCGUCCAUGCUCAGCUCCAGUUCAGGGUUCUCAGACAGCAGACCUCAGUCCCCAGCCCGGACCCCUGGCUUCAACUCCAGCACCCCUCCACCUCCGCCUCCCCCCCUGCCUCCCCACCACCCCCCCCUACCCUCCACCAUGUCUUCCUCUGGCAUGCGAGGCACGCCCCCUCCUCCCGUCCCCCCCUUACCUAUCCAACAGCAGCCCCCUGCCAUCCCCCCUCCCCCAGCCCCUCUCCAGAUCGGCCCUGGCGUCCUCCACCCUGCCCCUCCCCCCGUGGCCCCACCCCUUCACUCCCUGUCUCCAGCCCGUCUCCAGCAGGUCCUGGACAAGGGCCCUCCCCCCGGCCAAUCCGACGGCGGCAUCCUGCCUCCCCCGCCACCUCCCCCACCGCUGCCCUUCUCAGGGGCGCGGAGCUCCUCCCCCUGCCCGCCAGGCCCGCCCCCCAUGCCUUCCUUCCCGUCUGGCGCCUCCUACUCAGGACACGAGGGGAAGAGACACCCCAGCAACCUGCCGCCAAUCAGCGAUGCCCGCAGCGUCCUAUUGGAGGCCAUUCGGAAAGGUAUCCAGCUGCGGAAGGUGGAGGAGCAGAGGGAGCAGGAGGCCAAGCACGAGCGCGUGGGCAACGACGUGGCCACCAUCCUGUCUCGCCGCAUCGCCGUCGAGUACUCCGACUCCGAGGACGAGUCCGAGUUCGACGAGGGGGACUGGAUGGAGUGAUGGAAGAGCGGAGGAGGGAAGCGAAGAAGGAGGAAGGCAUGACGAGAACAAGCCUAAGCAAAGUUCAAAUAGAACUCCACAG
This is a messenger RNA of Hypomesus transpacificus, 1898 nucleotides long. It is a transcript of the gene wasf1, whose product is annotated as WASP family member 1. Lineage: Eukaryota; Metazoa; Chordata; Actinopteri; Osmeriformes; Osmeridae. Gene Ontology annotation, molecular function: protein kinase A regulatory subunit binding; Arp2/3 complex binding; actin binding. The record is from RefSeq and is a predicted model, not a curated record. Gene Ontology annotation, cellular component: cytoskeleton. Gene Ontology annotation, biological process: positive regulation of Arp2/3 complex-mediated actin nucleation; actin cytoskeleton organization.